Molecule: messenger RNA, 2201 nt
Organism: Camelina sativa (false flax)
Lineage: Eukaryota; Viridiplantae; Streptophyta; Magnoliopsida; Brassicales; Brassicaceae
Product: sphingosine kinase 1
Biological process (GO): phosphorylation; sphingosine biosynthetic process
Cellular component (GO): cytoplasm; membrane; intracellular membrane-bounded organelle
Molecular function (GO): lipid kinase activity
Source: RefSeq, a predicted model, not a curated record
GUCGUUCUGUGAGUUAUUUUUGAUUUUACCUUGAUCUUGGAGUGUAAAAUUAGUAUUAACCAGAGGGAGCUAGAACUUGAUUUUGAAGGACUCCAUUGUUUACAUGCAAUAUCGAAAAUGAAAGCUCCACAUUCUACCAUGAUGAACAAGUAAACCCCCUCCAGUGUUUGGUGUUAAACCAGAUUAACUGCUGUGAAUAAAUGUAGAGAGAGUCUAGAUUCUAGAAAGGCAAAAAAGUCAAUUUCUAGAAUUUCUGAAACGAUCUCGUUUUUGUGAGUCUAGCCAUCUUCUUUGAUUUUUCUCUCUGGCCUACUAGAAAUCGACACGUCAUAACUACUAAAACGAGUAUUGCCACGUUCUCAUCCACUCGCCAGACUAAGCGCGUGAUAUUUAUUUCCCACCUGAUCGGAAAAGUCUUCCCAGAGAUUAGCUCCGAGGUCAAUUUUUUAAAUCUUAGCUCUCACCAACGACGAAACUCCUCUCUCUUUCUUAUGGAUCGUCAGCCGGAGAACGAUCCUCCGGCGAUAAUCUCCUACCGAGUUCUGGUAAAUGGUGUUGUGACGCCGUUAACUUUGACUGUCGAGGGAGAGCUACGGUGGACGGAAUCUGGACGGCGGAAAACGACGGCGAAGAAAGGUAUCCUGAGUUUCGUCGUGGAAGGUAACAAGGUUAGAGUAAAAACCUUGGUAGAGAGAGAGGGAGGGAUCUGCUGCGGAGGAAAUGUCGGAGAUUACGCGAGGAAGGACUUCGAUUUCGAGCCUCUCUCUGACGAAUCUAGAAAGCUUUGGUGCGAUAAGCUCCAUGAACACCUCGACUCUCUAGGUCGGCCGAAGAAGCUGUUUGUAUUUGUGAACCCGUUUGGCGGGAAGAAAUCAGCGAGAAAGAUUUUUGUAGAGGAAGUGAAACCAUUGUUUGAAGAUGCUAAUAUUCAACUUGAGAUUCAAGAAACCAAGUAUCAGUUGCAUGCUAAGGAAAUUGUUAGGUCCAUGGAUGUAUCAAAGUACGAUGGUAUUGUUUGUGUCAGCGGUGACGGUGUCCUUGUUGAGGUUGUAAAUGGACUGCUCGAAAGAGCAGACUGGAGAACUGCCUUAAAAUUGCCUAUUGGAAUGAUCCCUGCAGGAAGUGGUAAUGGCAUGAUUAAAUCAUUGUUGGAACCGGUAGGGCUUCCUUGUAGUGCAACAAGUGCUACUAUUUCGAUUAUCCGAGGUAGUACACGCUCUCUAGAUGUAGCAACCAUCUCACAAGGGACAACCAAAUUCUUCAGUGUCUUGAUGCUUGCUUGGGGUUUAGUGGCUGAUAUAGACAUCGAGUCAGAGAAGUUCAGAUGGAUGGGUAGCGCUCGCUUUGAUGUCUAUGGUCUUCAGAGAAUAAUAUGCUUAAGACAAUACAAUGGGCGAAUUCUAUUUGUGCCGGCUCCUGGGUUUGAAAGCUAUGGGCAACCAGCCAUUUGCAAUGUAGAUAAAGAGUCAUAUGUUGGUGAUAAGGCACUCGGAUACCAAGGACCUGAUACUAAACUUGAAGAUCUGGAUUGGAGAGAAAUGAAAGGCCCGUUUGUUUCAGUAUGGCUUCAUAAUGUUCCCUGGGGUGCUGAGAACACUUUGGCUGCUCCUGAUGCAAAGUUUUCUGAUGGGUUCCUGGAUUUGAUUGUUAUGAAAGACUGCCCUAAGCUUGCCUUGAUGUCACUUAUGACAAAGUUGAAUGAUGGAACACAUGUUCAAUCACCGUAUGUAUCAUAUCUGAAGGUGAAGGCAUUUGUGCUGGAGCCAGGCGCACGCAUAGACGACCAAGACAAGGAAGGAAUCAUAGAUUCAGACGGAGAGGUAUUGGCAAGAGGAAAGAGAUCAUACAAAUGUGAUCAAAAGGCUUUGAUGUCUUACAACAAGCUUCAAAUAAGUGUCGAUCAAGGUUUAGCAACUCUCUACUCUCCUGAAUAAUUCAGACACGAGAUGAGAUGAGAUGAGAGGAAGACACAAUUCAAAAGUUGAUGUUCCAUUGUGGCUAUAAUUUUGAUUUGAUGGACAUGUACAGCUAUUACAGUACACAUCAAAUGAGAAGCAAAUGGGGGUGAUUCGACUCUACUUAUAAAAUUCCAUGGAGUGUAUUGUUUCAACUUUCAAGUGUAAACUUUGUGUAUUAUUGUAUUUUCCGAAUAGAGAUACUGAUCAUCAAACCAUAUAAUAAUACUAAGAUUAUUCUUUUUC